This is a messenger RNA of Gilbertella persicaria, 741 nucleotides long. RefSeq lists its product as uncharacterized. NCBI's taxonomy places the organism in Eukaryota, Fungi, Mucoromycota, Mucoromycetes, Mucorales, Choanephoraceae. Bases 1 to 741 code for a protein of 246 amino acids. The record is from RefSeq and is a predicted model, not a curated record. The transcript has a single exon.
AUGUUGUUUGAACUUGUGCUGCCUAUUAUCCUUUACUAUGCUUUAAGAAACUUUGUUUCUCCUUUACUGGCCUUGUUAUUAGCUGGUGUACCAACUGCUAUUGCUGUCCUGUACAAGGGUUACAAAGAACGCAAAGUAGAUAUGAUGGGUGUUUUGAUGUUGAUGGGUUUUGUCGUAUCUGCUAUUUUGGCAUUUGUGCAAUCAGACCCCAAGUUGUAUCUGUUACGAGAGUCAGCCAUGACGCUAGCCAUGGGAUUGAUGCUUUUGAUUACACUGUUACCAUUGCGUUGGCGACAUCAUGUCCUUAAGCCCUUUAUGUUUUACGUAGCCAGACAAAUCGCUAUCUCUAGUAAUGUCUUGAUGAACCCAAAUACAGUGCGCGAACAUUGGGAUUGGUUUUGGGACUUUUAUUCUGCUUUUCGGUGGUUUUUGCGUAGCUUGACAGGUGCUUGGGGACUUGGUUUGGUCAGUGAAUUUUUGGUUCGUGUUGCAUUGAUUAAUGCACUGAACGAUGUAGAUGAUGUUGUUUAUUAUUCAAACAUCUAUAUGUUUGUAGUCAUGGUUGCUUUGGGCGCGUUGACUGUUGUGAGUGCCUUGUUAUUAAGACACUACUUUAACCAGGAACAAACUCGUAUCAAAAAGGCUGAAAGAAGGUCAGAAAUUGAAGGGAUCAUUGCUCGUGCCGCAGCCGAGCAAAAAGAACUCCAGAAAAAGAAACAACAACAGCAACAAUUUUCAUAA